Molecule: messenger RNA, 15977 nt
Organism: Astyanax mexicanus (Mexican tetra)
Lineage: Eukaryota; Metazoa; Chordata; Actinopteri; Characiformes; Acestrorhamphidae
Gene: bnc2
Product: basonuclin 2
Exons: 6
Coding region: 280-4023 (1247 amino acids)
Biological process (GO): regulation of DNA-templated transcription
Cellular component (GO): nucleus
Source: RefSeq, a predicted model, not a curated record
CAGUCCGGGACAGCGCGAGAGCCGCAGCUGGAGCGCACGGGGAUCCGCGCGCGAGAGAGAAGUGCAGGGGGAAGCGCGAGAGCCGCUCUGGACUCUUCUUCUGCUUCUGAUCGCUCACUGAGAGGAGAAGCACUCGCAAGCUAUACUCUCACAAACACACACACACAUAAACACACAGUCACGCAUACACUCACAAACACACACACACUCUCGCGCACUCACACGGAGCAGCGAGCGUGAACAGCGCGAGGAGGAGCGCGCGACCUGCAGCAUGCAGAAAUGUCUGCAGAGACGGAGCUGGAUGUGAGAGCGGGGUCCGAGCCCGCGACGGACGAGGGGAGCGGCGGCGGGAGGAGAGCGCGAGACGACCGGGCAGCAGGAGACGGAGGAGGCGGCGGCGGCGGCUCGCGAGGAGCGGCGGCAGCCUCAGCGGCAGCGGCAGCGGCAGCUCACAGCUCCAUGCAGUUCAGCACGCGACCGGCCAGCGCGGAGCCGGGCUACAUGGGGACAUGGCAGCAGCAGAACACUGACACCAACCUCCUGUUCAGGAUGUCCCAGCAGGCCAUUCGCUGUACUCUGGUGAACUGCACCUGUGAGUGCUUUCAGCCGGGGAAGAUCCACCUGAGGACCUGCGAUCAGUGCAAACACGGAUGGGUCGCUCACGCUCUGGAUAAGCUGAGUACGCAGCACCUGUAUCACCCGACGCAGGUGGAGAUCGUGCAGUGUAACGUGGUGUUUGAUAUCAGCAGCCUGAUGCUGUACGGGACACAGGCCGUCCCCGUCCGACUCAAGAUCCUGCUGGACCGUCUCUUCAGCGUCCUGAAGCAGGACGAGGUCCUGCACAUCCUGCACGGCCUGGGCUGGACCCUCCGAGACUACGUCAGGGGAUACAUACUGCAGGAUGCUGCAGGCAAGGUGCUGGACCGCUGGACCAUCAUGUCCCGUGAAGAGGAGAUCAUUACCCUGCAGCAGUUCCUGCGCUUUGGUGAGACCAAAUCCAUCGUGGAGCUGAUGGCGAUCCAAGAAAAGGAAGGCCAGGCGGUCACGGUUCCCUCGUCGAAGACCGACUCCGGCAUCAGGACUUUUAUCGAAAGCAACAACCGAACCCGCAGCCCUGGCCUCCUCACGCACUUGGAGAACAACAGCCCUUCCAGCAUCCACCACUUUGAGAACCUCCCCAACAGCUUGGCUUUCCUGCUGCCCUUCCAGUAUAUCAACCCCGUCUCUGCUCCAAUGUUAGGCCUGCCACCAAACGGGCUUGCCUUGGAUCAGGCGGCGCUUCGUCUCAGAGAGCCAAACCACCCCAACCAAAGCGAGCCAGUGGAGAGCAGUGAGUCCGAAGUGUCCCUCUCGCCCUUUCGCAGCAGCCAGAGCCCCAGCCGAGGAACCAUGGGAUCCUUGCCAAACUCAAUCGAGCCCAAAACAGAGCCUAACGGCUCCUCGCCAAUCACCCCCAGCCCCGUUGCGCAGCAGUCCCAGCAACAGCAGACGCAGCAGCAACAGCAGCAGCAGACGCAGGUCCAGCAACAGCAGCAGGGCAAUGCCCUUAACGACCACCAGACCCAUCACCACUUUGUGAAGAGCGAGCAAUCCAAGAGCAUAACCCACUCUUCGUUCUCCUCCAAGAUGCACCGCAUGCGUCGCAUGGGAACGCCUUCCCGCAAAGGCCGAGUCUGCUGCAAUGCCUGCGGCAAGACCUUUUACGACAAGGGCACUCUGAAGAUACAUUACAAUGCUGUACAUCUGAAGAUCAAGCACCGCUGCACCAUCGAGGGAUGCAACAUGGUCUUCAGCUCGCUGCGUAGCCGUAACCGCCACAGUGCUAAUCCUAACCCUCGCCUCCAUAUGCCAAUGCUGAGGAACAACAGAGAUAAGGACCUCAUCCGGUCAUCCGGCUCAGCCACCCCAGUCAUCUCAAGUGCCAAAAGUGGCUUUACCUUAACCAGCCCUGGACGACCGCCGCUAGGGUUCGCCACUCCUCCUCUAGACUCCAUGAUGCAGAGCCCUCUGCAGAGUCCCCUGGUCUUCCCGUCGCUGAAGUCUGUGCAGCCAGUGCAGCCGGUGCCACCCUUUUACCGUACAUUGCUUUCCCCUGCUGACAUGGUGAGCCCUCCAGUGUCCCUGCCCACCAGUCCAAUCUUGCCCACAACCACCAACAGCACCUCCCUCAUGGAGCAUCAGCAACAGAUCUUGGCAGCAAGUGCCAACAACACCCAUAUGUCUGAAAUGUCCCACCACCUCUCCACAACCCCUGGUGUGCCAGAUCAAAUCAACACUGACCCCACACCCAAAAAGAAGCCCCGCAAGUCUAGCAUGCCUGUCAAGAUCGAGAAAGAAGUAAUCGACGUAGCUGACGACUAUGACGACAAAGACGACGACGAUGACGACAGCUGCCACCAUCGCCAUCCUUCAUCCCACCUUCACAACAACAUCAACGGCAACUGCAACAACAACAAUAACAGCAGCAGCGGUCACUUGAGUGGAGGCAGCGGGCACCAGUCGCCCUCGCAAGACGAGAUGAGCCCCAGCCUCACGUUAAGGGGUAUGCUGAGGCCGGAUCCCGACGAUUGCCGUGGAGGCACCAGCGAUGGAGGUACCAGUGAACUGCGAUGCAUGGAUAGCUUCACCUCCGAAGAUCAGGACCACGAACGUGACUUCGAGAACGACUCGGAGACAUCGGAGUCUAAGAUGUUUUACCGUGACGAGAUGAUGGACACGGAGGAGCACCGCAAUGCCUCGGGAAGUCUGGACAAAGAGAAGGACGAAGGAGAGGAAGAAGGUCAGCUGCGGAAAGAACUGGAGGAUAAAAGCCGCUCCUCGCCCUCUCCGCACCAGCCGGUGAUCAAAAUCAAAGAAGAACUCAACGACCCCACCUACGACAUGUUCUGCAUGGGUCAGUACGGUCUCUACAACGGCGGGAUGGCUGCUGCGGCCGCCGCGGCCGCUAGCAUGGCUGCCUUGCACGAAAGCUUCAUCUCCUCGAUGGGCUACGGCUCCAGCCCCCCCAAGUUCCACUCCCAGUCGCCCGAGGGCGAUUUGUGCUCCAGUCCCGACCCCAAAAUCUGCUACGUCUGCAAGAAGAGCUUCAAGAGCUCCUACAGUGUCAAACUGCACUACAAAAACGUGCACCUGAAAGAGAUGCACGUGUGCACUGUGGCCGGUUGCAACGCUGCUUUCCCUUCCCGACGGAGCAGAGACAGGCACAGCUCCAACAUCAACCUGCAUCGCAAACUGCUGACCAAAGAACUGGACGACAUCGUCCUGGACCCCCAACUCACGCCGCUGCCCAAGGACCUUCGCACCGAGUUCCUGGCCAAGAUCUACGGAGGCGGUCACCACCACCACCACCACCAUCACCACCACCACAACCUGGGGCUGGAGGGGGUAGCAAGGGCCCACAGGAACGCGUCCCACAGGGAGGAGGCUGGGUCCCCCAUCGGCGCAGAGUACCCCCACAGCGACGGCUAUCGCGGCAACGACGACUACGCGGUGGUCCUGGACCUGAGCACCACGUCGAGCGUGCAGUCCAGCGGCAGCGUGCACUCCUCGCGCGAGUCCGACGAGGGCAGCGACGAGGGGAUCCUGCUGGACGACCUGGAGGGCAGCGAGGAAGGAGACGAGGCCGGCCAGGGCCACCCAGCCAUCCGGGACGACGACGGCAGGGCCAGAGAGCCGAAGGGCGAGGAGCUGGCGCCCUCUGACCCCGCCUUGUCGCUUUCCGGGGGCCUCAGGUCGGGCAGCAACAACGACAACAGUGACAACAACGACACCAACAGUGACAACAACGGUAACGGCACUAACAACGGCGUGAGCGGGGGCAUCCUGUGCACGAUCUGUCACAAAAUGUACAGCAACAAGGGCACCCUGAGGGUUCACUACAAGACUGUCCACCUGCGGGAGAUGCACAAGUGUAAGGUUCCCGGCUGCAACAUGAUGUUCUCGUCAGUUCGCAGUAGGAACCGGCACAGCCAGAACCCGAACCUGCACAAAAACCACACAACCUUCCCCAACAUGGUCGAAUAGCCCGGCUCUAGCCUUCACCUUCUUCCCCUCGUCCGUGCGAAUGCUCCGUGUGGUCGACUACGCCAUGCGCCGCCAUGCACGUAGACUACGGCAUGCGCUGCCGCCGCGACCGCCAAACGCUUUCCUUCCCUAAAAAACUCGUCCAAAAAAGACGUACAGUACGUGUACCGGGUGCCCCUGUCACGCCUGUCAGACAAGAAGCGCAAAAACACAAGAAAAAAAAAACCUUCAGUGUUAUUUCAAAAAUUCUCCAAAAGGUUCUGUUUCCAACUCUAAGCAGACUAUAAGAAUCAGCAUUGUGCCCUUUUGACAUUUUUCCUUCUUUGGAAGAACUUUGAUCGGAGCGAUUCUGAGACAGCUCCAACUUUUACCCCUCCCCUCCCCUCCCUCAUAUCGCCCCCUUCUUUUCGUCCGACUCCAAAGAAGCUCCUCAGACUCUUUGUGUGUGACUGUUGCCUGCAGAAACGAUGAUAAAAUAUCGAGAAAAAAAUGAGAAAAACGAGAAAUCGAGUCUCCUUGUUGUAUUUGUGUAAUGAUAGCUUUUAAAAGAUAAAAUCCCGUACAUAAGCAUGAAUGGCUUCAAUUUGUAAAUAAUGUCCUGAGAGGCUUCUUUUUGGUGUAAAACAAUUGAUGAGUAUUGAUGGUCGUUUGCAACCGUUUUUCCUUUUUUUGUUUUCAUUUUUCUUUUUUGAAUUUUUGAAUUUUUGAUUAAUUCCUCUAUUUUGUUUCCUAUUUUUUUUGUUAUGAUUUGGGUUCAAUAUUAUGUUACAGAGUACAACAAUACUUCCAGACACACUUUCAGAGUACAGUGUAAAAAAGUGUAGGCGAGAAGAGGUAGCAUCUUACUAGCUCGAUUGAUUCAUUUAUUUUAUUAGCUUUUUCUUUCUUUCGAAAUGGAAAAGACAAAGAAAAAAGGCAUAAAAAAACGUUUUAUCCGAGAUGGAAAAAAAACAGAAGUAAAAAAAAAAGAAGAAAGAAAGAAAAUCUCGUGACUUGUUUUAUCUACUUGUGAGAUAUGCGCGGGGAGCUGGCAUGCUUUCGGGCUCCUGGAUGCUUUUUCUUUUUACUCCUUUUCUUAUGUUUAUAGCUUUAGUACGGAAUUGAGUUUUGCACUUUGCGACUAUACGAGCGGGAUGUGUAAUAUUAUUACAAGGAAAACACUUUGCAAUGAUGGCUCUCCGACAUGGCAGUGUUUUGAGUUAUUCAUGGCUACGGCGCCAGGGGGAAAUUACUGUAUCUUUGCAUAAAUGUGCCAGUUUUGCACAAACAUUCAGUUCAGAAAUAAAAAAUAACAUCAGAAAAAAGAAGAAAAACUACAAAGACCCACAUUAGCCCAGGACUAAUGUAGUGAUCCAGCCUAUCCAGUGUAUUUACACAGUGUUUCUAUCAGUAUUUUCCUCUGCAGGGCGUGAGAUUAAACAGAACUGCCGUUUAGCUGCAGAUUAGAAGUAUUAACAGGUCACUUCCUGUCCGCUUCUGCCCGUUUCCUGUCUGCCGCACAGGUAAACACCCGCGGGUUAAUGGCUGUAAAGUAUUCCCCCACAAUUAGUCUCCAGGUGAAGUAGGACCUCCUGUACUGCAUGCGCUGUGAUCAUACCAGAGUUAGUGAGCGUCCCGUAACUAGUUUUGUCUCUUUAGGUUUUACUCCAGAACGGAAGACUUUUACAUUUCCUUAAAACUGAGAAAAACGGAACAGUUCUCAUUUCCCUCAACUCUAAAACUCAACUCUAAAACUCAACUCUGAAACUCAACUCUGAAACUCAACACUGAAACUCAACUCUAAAACGGAACUCUAGAACUCAACUUUGAAACUUAGCUCUAAAACUCAACUCUAAAACUUCAAUUCUGAAACUCAACUCUAGAUCUCAACUCUAAAACUCAGCUCUGAAACUCAACUCAAGAUCUCAACUCUGCAACUCAACUCUAAAACUGAACUUAAAAAAAAAAAACUAAAACUCAACCUUCAAACUCCACUCUAAAACUCAACUCUGGAACUCAGCUCUGAAACUCAACUUUCAAACUCAACUCUGAAACUCAGCUUUCAAACUCAACUCUGAAACUCAACUCUAAAACUCAACUCUGAAACUCAGCUUUCAAACUCAACUCUGAAACUCAGUUUUAAAACUCAACUCUGAAACUCAACUCUAAAACUCAACUAUGAAAUUCAACACUAAAACUCAACUAUGAAAUUCAACACUAAAACUCAACUCUAAAACUCAAAGCUUCAAGAACCCCAAAUAAAACACAAUUAACUGAAAGCAGUGUUCACCAUUUUACAGUAUAGAGUUUAUUAUUCAUUGGUUCCAUUUUCACUAUUAAUUCCCUUUGCACAGUGUUCACUAUUCAGCAAUGCAGAAUUCAUCAUUUCUUUAGAGCAGUGUUCACUAUCAGUGUAGUGUUUACUACCCAGAAGUUUACUGUUUAGUAUUUAGUGUAUUGUUUAUUAUUUCUCAACUCACUAUUCACUAUUCCUGAGUAGAGUGUUUACUGUUCCUCGGUUUCAUUGUUCACGAUUCAUCAAUUCACUGUUCACUAUCGAUUCAUUAUUUCUUAACUUACUGUUCACUUUUUUUCGGUUGAUUAGGGCACUGUUCACUACUCCUUGGUUGUAUAAUUUUACAAUGUCUUGAGUUCACUAUUUACUAUUCUUUAGUGCACUGUUCACUAUUCCUCAUGUCACUAUUUCUCAGUUGGUUCACUGUUGUUGUUUUUUUGUUGUUUUUUUACCAUUUCUGAGUUGCUGUUCAUUAUUUCUCCAGUUCAUUGUUCACAAUUAUUUGUUCCCUUUUUUUUUACCAUUCCUGUGUUAAUUUUUUACUCUUCAUUCAUUUGCUGUUCACUAUUCCUUGAUUCAUUAUCUUUAACAUUCCUUGGUUUGCUGUUCACCACAUCUCAGGUCACUGUUCACUAAUCAGCAUCUAUUUUUGAAUAAAGGCGCCACAAAGGGGAUAUCGACCAAUAAGAGAGAAGAAUACUUUAGAUUCUUUAAAGAACUGUGUGUAAAGGGUUAAAGUGGUUUAAAUACAGUGUAAAGGUUCUGUAUAAAUGUAAAGACUUUAGAAAGAAUAAACCCUUAAACAGUAAAACUGUAGAACCUUUAAAUGAUUUAGCAGAUUAAGGUUCUUUCUAGAACUUUUACAAACAAUAAAUUUAGGCUCUUUAAAAUUACAGUGAAUUUCCUACUUAACUAAUUCACAAAUAUGAUGCUGUUUAAACGUGUAUCUAAAGUGCUUUAAAGGGUUCUGUAGUGCCAAUGUGGAUUUUCCAACCAAUGCUCUUGAAGAACCAGUUUUGGAAGAUUCUGCUUGUUUUCUGUUUAUAUUGUGAGUGUGAAUAAUCUCAAAAUGUAAAGGUCAUACUCUAAUGAAAGGUUCUUCCUAGAACUGUUCAGGAACCUUCUUCUUAUGGAGUGUGGAGCUUCUUGAAAAAAGGACAUUUUAAAGUAAAAUAAUCAUUUUUAAAUGCUUUUUAUUAAAAAACGUGAUUAUAAACUGAUAAAAUUGGAAAUGUACUCACUCUGGAAAAUGCAGAACUUGACUAACGUUUAAUGGUAAGGUUCUAAAGGUUCUAAAAGGUUCUAAAGGUGCUAAAAUAAGCUGUCGGAAUGAUCUCCCUCGCUUUCUCUUUCUGAGUUUUGAAUUGUUAAAUUGAAUUGAAUUAUUUAAUUUACCCAGCAAUAGUUUUGUAGUUUUGUCACAAUAGUGGAAGAGAAUUGGUGAUAUGUAAGAUUCUAUAAAGAACUACAUUAUGUGGAAUAUUCAUAUAAGUAUAAUAUAGUAUAAGUAUAUACAGCUUUGGAAAAAAAUGAAGAGACCACUUCAGUUUCUGAAUCAGUUUCUCUGAUUUUGCUAUUUAUAGGUUUAUGUUUGAGUAAAAUGAACAUUGUUGUUUUAUUCUAUAAACUACAGACAACAUUUCUCCCAAAUUACAAAUAAAAAUAUUCUCAUUUAGAGCAUUUAUUUACAGAAAAUGAGAAAUGACUGAAAUAACAAAAAAAGAUGCAGAGCUUUCAGACCUCAAAUAAUGCAAAGAAAACAAGUUCAUAUUCAUAAAGUUUUAAGAGUUCAGAAAUAAUCAAUAUUUGGUGGAAUAACCCUGGUUGGUUUUUAAUCACAGUUUUAAUUUCAUGCAUCUUGGCAUCAUGUUCUCCUCCACCAGUCUUACACACUGCUUUUGGAUAACUUUAUGCUGCUUUACUCCUGGUGUAAAAAUUCAAGCAGUUCAGUUUGGUGGUUUGAUGGUUUGUGAUCAUCCAUCUUCCUCUUGAUUAUAUUCCAGAGGUUUUUAAUUUGGUAAAAUCAAAGAAACUCAUUAUUUUUAAGUGAUCUUUGUUUAUAUAAAAAGAAAAUAUUUUAAAACAGACAAUAGACAAUGGAAAAUUAAGGAAGCAGUCAAUUAUUGCACACCAUUGAAUAGCUUACAAAAAAUGCAGUAAUUAAAAUUAUUGCACAGAAUAUAGUAUAAUAAUAUAAUAUUAUGUUUAUUGGCCACAUGAGAACAGCUAUACAGCUUUAAAGAAAAAGGAUAAGAGAGAGAGAUAGACUGAAAGAAAGAAAGAGAGAGAGAGCAUCAGUUAUUCACAUAAAUAAACCAAUCUUAUUUUUUUCGAACAAUUAAAACAGUUCUUUAUGUCCGAUAUGGUUCUAGAUAUAACAUAUAUAUCAUUUUUCUGAAUAAGCCCCUCCCCCUUUGCUUUUAUUAAGGGUAUGUAUGAUAUGCAGUAGUUCUGUAUGAUGGACAAGAUAAAGGAAGGAGCUUCUUCCUUCCUCUUCCUCGAUUCACAUUAAGGAAGUCUCUGAUUUAAGAUGCGCGAGGCCUUUCGCCGCGAGCGAGAAAGAGCGCGAGAGCAUGUGAGAAAGAGAGAGAGACAGAGAGAAAGAAAAUCAUUAGAAAUGCGCUGCACCUCAUAAUAACAUUAAUAACAAUAAUAAUCUUUAUACAAACAAUGGAAAUCUUUAAAUAUUUCUAACAUCUCAAAUGGUUCUUUAAGUUUAUUACAGUUCUUUUUUUUUUCAAAAUAAGCCCCUCCCCUUUUUGCUUUUAUUAAGGGUAUGUAUGAUCCGCAGUAGUUCUGUAUGACGGACAAGAUAAAGGAAGGAGCUUCUUCCUUUCUCUUUCUCGAUUUAUGUAAAGGAAGUCUCUGAUUUGAGGCGCGAGAGGGCUUUCGCCAUGAGCGAGAAAGAGCGUGAGAGUGUGGGAGAGAGAGAGAUAGAGAUAAAGAAAGAGAAAAAAUCAUUAGGAAUAUUCUGCACCUCAUAAUGACAAUGAUACCAAUAAUAAUCCAUAUACAAACUAUUUAACACACUUAAAUUAACCUUUAUUAAUUAAUCCAACAUCUUAAACAGUUCUUUGAGCCCAAUAUGGUUCUAGAUAUAACGUAUAUAUAUAAUUCUCUGUAUAAGCUCCUCCCCCUUUGCUUUUAUUAAGGGUAUGUAUGAUCUACAGUAGUUCUGUAUGGCGGACAAGAUAAAGGAAGGAGCUUCUUUCUUCCUCUUCCUCGAUUUAUUUAAAAGGAAGUCUCUGAUUUGAGGUGCGAGAAGGCUUUCGGCAUGAGCGAGAGAGCACGCGAGAGCGUGUGAGAGGUAUAGACAGAGAGAAGAAAGAAAGAGAGGGAAUUAUUGAAAAUGUUCCUCACCUCAUAAUAACAUUACAAACAAUGUAAUCAAUCUUUAAACUGUUAUAACAUCUUAAAUGAUUCUUUAACAACAUUACGGUUCUAGAUAUAACGUAUAUAUAUAUAUAUAUAUAUAUAAAGGAAGUCUCUGAUUUGAGGCGCGAGGGCUUUCGCUGUGAGCGAGAAAGAGUGCGAGAGUGUGUGAGAGAGAUUGACAGAGAGAAAAAAAAAGAAAGAGAGAGAGCAUAAUUUAAAAUGUGCUGCACCUCAUAAUAACAUUAAUAACAGUAAUAAUCUUUAUACAAAGAAUGUAACCAAUAUUCGACCAAUAAUUAAGUCCAAUAUGGUUCUAGAUAUAGCAUAUAUAUUUUUUUUUCUACUUAAGCUCCUCCCCUUUUUGCUUUUAUUAAGGGUAUGUGUGAUCUGCAGUAGUUCUGUAUGACGGACAAGAUAAAGGAAGGAGCUUCUUCCUUCCUCUUCCUCUUCCUCGAAUUUAUGUAAAGGAAGUCUCUGAUUUGAGGCGCGAGAGGGCUUUCGCCCUGAGCAAGAAAGAGCGCGAGAGUGUGAGAGAGAGAUAGACAGAGAUAAAGAAAGAAAGAGAAAGAGCGAGAGAGAGUGCGAGAGAUGUGGAGCAUCAUUAAAAGCGUGGUGCUGCAGUGGCGGGGCGGUGGAGGCGGCGGUACCUGGAGGCGUCCGGGCCGUGCCGCCGCUGAUCUGUCUAAUAACUCACUUGUCACUUCAUUACAGCGAGAGCGAGGGAACGCCGCUGACAGGGGGGUGUCACAGAGACAUCCGCCCCCCCCCCACUCUCGCUUUCUUCUGUAACCCCCCCUAAACCCCCCACCGACCGAGCAACCACCUACCCAACCAACCAACCAGCCGACUGACUCAUCCCCGUCUUUUUCUUCUCGCACUCAAGAGGCCUUCGCCUUCCCCUCGUCCCCCUCUCUCUCUCUCUCGCGCGUUCCCCUUCACUUUCUCGCUUUUCCCCUCUCUCAACUGCCCCCCCGCACCCCCCGACCCCCCGCCCGAGCCUCCGCUGGGACCCCGGGCUAAUAAUACACGCUUAAAGUUCACGGGACGGCCACAGCGCCGUAUAAAAGAAGGUGUAAUUGCCUGUUUAUCCCGCAACGCUGGAAAAUCGAGCAGAGAAAGCCAGCCGUCUCCCCCGAGUCACAGGCCGACGCCCACUCCAACACACCACUCUCUCGCUCACAGAGAGAGAGAGAGCGCCUGGCGCGAGAGCGCGAGAGUGUAUAAGUGUGUGCCACUCUAGAGACUGCUGACAGCUGUCUCUCAAACACACACACACACUAACACACACUCACUAACAUACACUUACUCUUUUACCGCUCUGCGUGUGUGUGUAUCUUUGUGUUAGUGUGUGUGUGUGUGUGUGUGUAGUGCUCACACUCGCGGCGCUAACAGGCCGGCGGGAUGACAGCAGCAAGAGGAGCUGUUAACCUCCGGUGAUGGACGAGAGUGAAAGAGAGAAAGAGAGAGAGAAAGAAAUAGAGAGAGAGAGAAAGAGAGCGAGAGAAAGCUUAUAUGUUUUAGCCACAUUUUAUAAUAGCGCUCCAAUCACUUAUACAGAAGUUACUAUAAUUACUAUAAUUACAGAAUGUUACUACAAUACAAUGUAAUAACACAGUAAUAACACAGUAUUAGCACAGUAAUAAUAACAGUAAUAACCCAUAUAUGUCUUAAAUUGAGUUUAAUUGAAUACACCCAAAAGAAACUUGAUUUUAAAAUGGACUAAAUAUAUUGUUUAAUACAUUUUAAUACAACAAUUUUUACUAUUGGCAUAUGUUAAGUGUGUAUUAGUUGAUAUAUUGAAGUUACUGAAAUUUACUGUUAUGAAAGUUACUGUUAUUGAAAUACUCUCACUGUUAAUCUUAAAAUAGUAACAAUUUUAAAUGGGCAAAUUCAAAGAUAAAGCAACACUUGUUAAGGAUAGAAAAAAUAAACACACCAAAGAAAAAUACAAUAAAUUUCAGCUUAAAAUACAUUGAAAUAUUUAACAACAAAUAUAUAUAAAAAGAAACAAUUCAUCAGAUCAAACGCAGCAUAAAACAAACCCAUAUUCAGGGUCAAAAUUGCAGUAAUUAAUAUCCAGCUUUCCAUAAACACAUUGAUUUAUUGUUAAUUAAUGGUAAAAAAAAAGAAACUUUCAAUACAAAACUGUAAGAGUCUACAGGAGGAAAGAAUAACAAGAAAAAAAGAGAGAAAGAGAGAGAUUUCCACAACCGAAACUCGAUCCGGUGAGAGGAACUGCACCGGCACCAAACCCUCAAACCUUAAACCCUCCAAACUACAGCCUUUCAGUAUUUAUACUUUCCUACAUUUACAGAAACACACAGAGAGAGCGAGAGAGAGAGAGAGAGAGAGAGAGAGAGAGAGAGAGACCCUCCCUUUAUAGUGUACUUUAUCUUCUCCAUCUGAUCUUGUGCAAUUGGUGUGUUCAAGUUAUGCAGUAAACUAAAAAUCAGCAGAAAUUGAGAUACCUUUUCAUUGGAUAGUGAUUCUAUACAGUAAUAGUUCUCAAUGCAUAGGGUUCCACAUCAACCACUUAACAACUUAACCAUUUGAGAUGCCUAGAAACACCCUACCAACCACCUGAAACACCAUAGCAAUCACAUUGCAACACUGUUGCAACAUCAUUUCAUGUUUUUAUCCAUUUCAUCAUUUUAUCCAACCAUCGAUUAUAGUGUUCUUCAUUUCUCCCUCCUGAAUUUGUGAUUUGUGAUUUGAUCUUUUAAUUACAGUAGUGCAUAUACACUAUUAAUACUCAACCAACUGCAUGUGGUACCACAGCAACCACCUAACAACUUAACAAGCAUUUGAGAGAAUAUAGCAAUGCAAUAAUAAAUAAAAAUGCAAUACUCUACCGACCACCGGAAACACCAUAGCAAUUACUAAACAAUACCCUUCCGACCAAUCACCUUUUGCAACACUGUAGCAACACCAUGGAAUCCACCAGAAAUACCCUAUAAACAUCCUUAGAACUAUGUUACUUGGUUAUAAAAACUAAUGUUUACAUUAUGUAGUUUGGAGGGUUUGAUCCCCAGAUGGACCCCUGGAGAAAUACAGUAACUAUGGGUUUAGGGAGUAAACUAUGCUAACACGCUAACUGACGCUAAGCAGAAUAAGAGCUAAGAGGAGCCAUAAGUGAUAAAGAGAAAGAGAAAGAAACAGAGGAAAGAAACAGAGAGAAAAAGAGAGAGCUAAAGUGUAGGAGAGGUCCUCUGGCCUUUCGGCUGCCCCGCUGAUUGCCUGCUGCUGGCGGAGAAUAAUAGGCCGCCCCCGCACUUCCCCCCCGCUGCCCUCCGCUUUUGAGAAAUGACUGACCAUUUUCUCCUGCGAGAGACAGAACCGCCAGCCCGGCCGUGCCCACGCGACCGCCCAGCCAUUACUGUCCCCCACCGUCCCCGGGGCCCGGCUUUUACCGCUGGAAAAAACAGCCUGAGAGAGGCAUUAAUAUUUCAUCACGCCGCGAGCUGGAGACACUCUGAUCCGUACAGCGCCGUCCCAAACACCGCGGCCAGAACACACCGACCAGAACAAUGGACCCGACGCUCCACUGACCAUUACACACCGCCUCACCCUCACAUCAGCAGAUAAAAUGGGUUUAGAGAGGGUUUUAACCACAGCCUGGACACUGCUUACUGUACAAAUACUAUACAGCGUACAUGUAAAACAUUUAAACCAAUCUUUAACCUAACUAGACCCAACAUUACACAUCUAAAUCCAUUCAGGCCAAUCUAUACCCAACUACACACAACCUUACUUAUCUAUAACCAUUUAAACCAAUCUUUAACCUAACUAGACCCAAACUUACACAUCUAAAACUAUUCACACCAACCUCUACUCAAAUAGACCCAACUUUACCUAUCUAUAUCCAUUCUCACCAAUCUAUAACCAACUAAAACCAAUCUUACCCAUCUAUAUAUCCAUUCAAACCAAUCUCUACUCAACUACUGUACACCCAAACUUACCCGUUCACACAAUAUAUGCCCAAUUAAACCUGUCUAAACUCAUCUAUAUCCAUUCACACCAAUCUAUACCCAACUAGACCCAACCUUACCCAUCUAUAUAUCUAUUCACACUAAUCUAUUCACAACUAAACACAGCCUCAUCCAUCUAUAUCCAUUCACACCAAUCUGUACCCACCCAUACCCAUCUUUACCCGUCUAUACUCAUGUCCAUUAUUUCCAAUACCCAUCAAUACUAUAUUUAGUAUAUCUAUCUAUAUUUAGUAUAUACUAUAUCUAUAACUAUAUCUAACUUUACCCAUCUCUACCAUCUAUAUCCAUUCACAUCCAAUCUAUACCCAACUAUACCCAUUCAUACUCAUAUCCAUUGAAAUAUUCCUACUGCAAAUUUUUGGAAAAUGCGUUUCUACUGUAACAUGAGUUUUUAGUGAAAAAACUUGCUAAACCGUCAUCAUGUCUCUGGAUCAGACUGGACUGGUAUUAGAUCAGAAUUAUACCUGCUGACGAAGCUCACACUCUAAAAACACAUUCAAUAGCAAUCUCACUUUUUAUGCUAUUACUUUUUAUGCAACAGUCUAGGAAGAACCCAAAAAUGUGUUCAGAAUCGUAUGAUAAUGUAAAGGUUACUCACACUCACAACUUUCCUUUCCAAACUCGCCUCUUUAGUUCCUUUAGUUCUUUUACUUUUAAACUGGGUGAACUGUUUUAGGAACCUUUCUAAACAGAUAAAGAUUAACAUUCUUGGAAGAAAUGUUCUAGUAAGUACCUAAACAUUGGCACAGAACCCUGAUACGUAUAAUAAUGAAACACAUUUUUACAAGUUUUAGGGCAGCAAAUGUGGAGUGUAAAAAAGUGUUGAGAACCUUUUUAAAAGUGUUAAAAUACAGAGAAUCACCCCUUACAUUGGUGCAGAACCUUCAUACUCUUAAUACUACUUAAGUCUUUAAACCAUUAAACCUCAAAGUUCUAGGUAGGUAACCAAUGUUGGUUCCUUUGUGGCCCAUCUGAAGCUCUGAAGUUGAAGUGUUGAGAUCAUUUUUCUUAAAGAAUAAAGAACCAAAAAUUACAUUCUAGUAAGAAAUAUUCUAGGAUGAAUCCAUAAAUUGGUGUAGAACCUAUUUUAGUUCAUGUGAAGAUUCUUUACACUCUCUUUCCUAGAAAGAACCCUAAAAAUACAUUUAAAAACCCUAAAAAUUAGAUCUUACAGAAAAGAUUGAUUAAAAUGGUUCUUCUAGAUUGUUUUUGUAGUUCUAUUGCUUUUAAAAUCUUUAACAUAUAAUAUGUUUGGAUUUUUUGUUUUGGUAUAAAGAAUUUCUACAUUACUUUCUAUGAAAAACCCAUAAAUUGGUGCAGAUUUGUUAUGUUAUGUGAAGGUUCUUCACUUAUUAAAAAUCUCAUUUUUAAAUGUUUAAUUGUUCUUCAGGUAUGCAGUAACUCCUUUGUAGCGCCAUUACUUCUAAAAAGUGUAAAAUCUACUUCUAAAAAGUGUAAAAAUACCUUCAAAAGAACCUCAAACAUUUUCACUCACAACUGUUCAUAAAUCCAGACACUCAAACUAAGAAGCAGUUAGCAUUAGCUAGAGCUUCACAUUUUAGAGACUGGUUUUAGAGAUCCGGUUUUAGAAGUUGUCGGUUCUGCGGAGCUCAGAGAACUUUGGUGGAAAUGUAGUCUGAUGUGAUUUGUCUUGUAAUUUUAAAGAAAUAUUCCAUAAUACAAUACGAAUACGAACUUAUACAGAAUAAUUCAGCCAGACGUCAUUCUAGCGUGUAUUAAAUAUAUCGGUAUAAAGCGAUUUUUGAAUGUGGUCUGUAAAUAAUGACCCGAAUCUACGGAGCUUUAAUUCUGAUAUAUGUGUUUGAAUCUGCAUUUAGAAUAUUUUAAUUGAAUUUCCCUGAUUUAAUACAUUUAUUUCGUACAUUUUUCAUAAUUUUAAUAGUGAUUUUUGGGUGUUUUGAACGCAUUGCAUGUUGAGAAAUUUGCUGUUAAAAUACUUUAAAAAAUAAGAUUUUUUUUUUUUAAGUUUUUCAAAUUUAAAAAAUAAUUCCCAAUAAUUAGCCCAAUAAUUCCAAUUAUGUAGUUCCAAUCUAUUGACAAGAUGUUUCACUUAAAACCCAAAUUCAUGUUUUUGAGUAUAUGAAGAAUGAAAAAGACAAGGAUUUAUCUCUAAUCUAAUCUGAACUUUAAAAAUCUAAAAGUAAUGAGUUAUAUUAUCUUAUAUGCUGAAAAAAUGUUUUAUUUAGAAACACAAAAAGCGCUGGUAUAAAUUUAUUUAGUUUCAUAAAAAAUACAUUUUUAAUAUUUUAAUAUUUUACCUGACUUAAUACAUUUAAUUCAUUUUCUCAUUUACU